GAACUUGACUAACGUGGUGCAUGCAGAAAUCAAGAGCGAGGAGCGGGAGCAGGUAACGAGAAAUGGCUAGGCGUAUGACGCUUUGGGAAACUCGACCGCGAGGAAUCUUGCCGCCACGUUUCUUGGAUAGAAGGGUGGAGGUUAGCCUACCUUCCAGGGGCGGGCUGUAUAAUCCGGUGAUGGACUGGGUUGGGGUAGAACUGGUAGGGGACACGGUGUACCUGGUGGUGGACCUAGAAAGGCGCGCAAGGGGUGAGUUUGGGGGCACCAACCUGGAGUUGCCAGAACGGGUACAUGCGACAGGGUCCCUAUACUUGUCGGAUGCGGGAUGGCGGACCUUCGGGGUGGCCUUGGCGGAUGGCGAUGACCCCGUACGGAUGUUUGACGGGGCGUGGCAGGUGACCUGGAGGGAAGGGUUUGCGUUCGCCAACCCAAAUCGGGAUGACGUAACGGCGACCGUCCGGGUGGUCGAGGUAGGAGCUAGUAUCGUGCCUUAUGAAAAUGUGCGCAUGAUCUUGCCACCCUUUUUGCUUGAGGGAAUGGGAGGAGAACGGGCUGAGAUGGCAGUGAUAGCCAUGGUUAAAGCCGGGAUUAGAGAGUCUAUAUGGCCGUUCCAACGAAUGAUCGUCAUGGACGAAAUGGACCAUGACGUGAUCCUCGGGCGCCCGUGGUGUGCGAACGUAGAGAUGAUCGGGAUGCAUCUGCACGACGGUGCCUACAUGGUAGACAUAGAAGACCCGGUGACAGGGCGAGGCGAGCUGGUCCGCCUCAUGGGAACCUGGGGAGACACACCGAAAGGGAAGCUCGCAACCUGGUCACCCUCCUUUGAGGAGAGCGCUAGAAAAGGGGCUUUCGCACGCAUGGAAGGGAUGAGAGAGAGGGUGGAGAUUAUGAUCGAAGAGGCCUUUAGUAAAAAAGAAUGGGUCAAGAUGGGACUCCCGAUGAAGAAACGUAGGUCAGACGAAGACGCCCUAGGAGUCAUGGUAGUAGAGAAGGAAACAGAGGUGGAAUUGGGAGCCAGUUUGCCCAAGCGCGAGGAGAUCCGGGACAAGAAGGAUAAGGUCAUACUAGAAAUCCCGGAUUUACUGCAGCUUGUCAAAGCAAUCAGAAAGAUCCCGGAAGAAAGCGUUCGGAGGUAUAAGCCUGUAGGAAAGAAGGCGAAGUCGGUCUCCAUCCUACUGGAGAUGACUAAGGAGGAGGCCAUGGAAAAGGAGGAGGAGGUUCUUCGGGUAAUUAGGGAGAGGAUGGCGGAAGGACAUAGGAUACCGGAUGAGGUGGCCCAAACCAUGAAGAUCGGAGUAAAGGGUUUUCUGACGGAGCAAGAAACACAGGCAAUCAAAGAAGUAUGCCAAAAAUCUCACCUGGCAUUCGCUUUCAAUGACCAUCAGAAAGGGCGCCUGGACGCUAAGUUGAUCCCACCAGUCAGGAUCGACACGGUCGAGCAUGAGUGUUGGAAUGACAAGGGACCGGCCUACGAUUUUGGGAUCGCAGGUGAAAUGACAGAGCUCCUCAGGGCAAAAAUGAACUCCUUCGUGGCAGAACCCACCGCAUCUCCUCAUGCCAACAAGUGGUUUGCAUUCCGCAAGCCCAACGAGUCACUUAGGUGGAUUCAGGACCUGCAAAAGUUAAAUGCUGUCACCAUCCGGGAUGCGGGAUCGUUGCCACAAGCAGAUCUCCUGGCCGAAUCCCAUGCCGGACGCAGUAUUUACUCUUUGAUAGAUCUGUACUCAGGAUACGACCAGCUCCCGCUGGACACACGAGAUAGGCCCUACACGGCUAUGCAUACGCCAGUAGGACAGUUGCAGAUGCAGGUUACGCCUAUGGGAUUUACUAAUGCGGUAGCAGAGGCACAAAGGAGGAUGCUUGCGGUGGCCGGGAACAUGUUCCCAGACAAAUGUGAGCCCUACAUUGACGACAACCCUGUCAAAGGAGCACGGGAGAAGGAUGAGACCGAAGUCGGUCGACCAUUCAUCCUUGAGACGGAUGGAGGACCAAUGGCAGUCGGCGGGGUGCUAAUUCAAAAAGGCGAAGAUGGUAGAGAGCGACCGAUCAGAUUUGAGAGUAGGACGCACAAUUCGGCUGAGCGGCGCUACUCUCAGUUAAAGAAGGAGGUACUUGCGAUACGGCAUUGCCUCAAGACCUUUCAGGCUUAUCUCUUCGGGAGGAGGUUUACCUUGAGGAUAGACCCAACCAAUGCCGCCGGGGCCCUGAAGAACUAUAAGCCUAUAGAUCCGACUGUUGGAAGAUGGGUAGGAUUUAUUUGGCAGUUCGACUACAAGAUUGAGCGCAUAGCCGACCUUAGGAAUCGUGCAGAUGGACUAAGCAGGGUGGUCCUCACACCUGAAGGGCUAGAAGAGGAAGAACCGAUCGACGCGUUCCUUGACUACGAGGGUGGGACGCUGGUAGUAGACAGCGAAAUGGCCGCGACCACUUGCACAACUGGGGAGCUAUUGAUCAAAGCUCUCGAAAAGGGACCUCCGACAGUGGUUGCCAAGUUAAGGGUAGGUACAGUCACCAGAGUUGGAAGGAGGGAAGAAAAGGACGCCUGGGGCAGCGUUGUGAAACCCCGGGAUGAACAAAUCGCACUAGCCAUUGAGGGAGGUUGGAGAAGGGUUACGAGCAUGAUGGAAUCUCAGGAGCGGGAGAGGCAGCACUAUCAGGCCUACCAGGUGGAUAAUAAUCAGACGGGUACUCAGGAAGAAGAGCAGUUCUUCCUCAUCAAGUCAUAUGAAGCAUAUGCACUCUUAAAAAUCAGAGCAUCACUUCAAAGCGAUCCGUAUGUCAUGGAGGAUUGGUCGGGUUCUAAUCCAUGCAACUGGAAGGGUAUCUUAUGCUCUAACGGAACGAAUAAACGGGUGGUUGAAGUGAGCAUGGCAAAGAAGGGAUUCAAGGGGUAUCUGCCGCCUGAAGUAGGACUUCUUACACAGUUAACUUCUUUGUAAGUGCAUUGAUUUUCUACCAUUUACGCCAACAUUGCUAAAUAUGUCCCUGCAGCUCAACAUCGUGAAUGUUUUCAGUUUA
Molecule: messenger RNA, 3021 nt
Organism: Chara braunii
Lineage: Eukaryota; Viridiplantae; Streptophyta; Charophyceae; Charales; Characeae
Source: the annotation of a GenBank genome assembly